This is a messenger RNA of Canis lupus familiaris (dog), 3651 nucleotides long. RefSeq names its product 5'-nucleotidase ecto (gene NT5E). The transcript is spliced from 9 exons. The coding region runs from base 48 to 1772 and encodes 574 amino acids. Gene Ontology annotation, molecular function: nucleotide binding; 5'-nucleotidase activity; metal ion binding. Gene Ontology annotation, cellular component: plasma membrane. Lineage: Eukaryota; Metazoa; Chordata; Mammalia; Carnivora; Canidae. The record is from RefSeq and is a predicted model, not a curated record. Gene Ontology annotation, biological process: AMP catabolic process.
CGGCCCGCCCGCGCCCGCCCGCGCCCGCCGCCCCGCGCGCCGCAGCCAUGGGGCCCCGAGCCGCCCCGGCGCCCGCGCUGCGGCUCCUCGCGCUGGGCAUGCUGCUGUGGCGGGCGGCCGGCGCCUGGGAGCUCACGGUGCUGCACACCAACGACGUGCACAGCCGGCUCGAGCAGACCAGCGAGGACUCGAGCAAGUGCGUGAACGCCAGCCGCUGUGUGGGCGGGGUGGCGCGGCUCUCCACCAAGGUGCAGCAGAUCCGCCGCUCCGAGCCGCACGUGCUGCUGCUCGACGCCGGCGACCAGUACCAGGGCACCAUCUGGUUCACCGUGUACAGGGGCGCCGAGGUGGCGCACUUCAUGAACGCCCUGCGCUACGAUGCCAUGGCACUGGGAAAUCAUGAAUUUGAUAAUGGUGUAGAAGGACUGAUUGAUCCACUCCUCAAAGAGGCCAGAUUUCCAAUUCUGAGUGCAAAUAUCAAAGCAAAGGGGCCACUAGCAUCUCAAAUAUCAGGACUUUAUUUGCCAUAUAAAAUUAUUCCUGUUGGUGAUGAAGUUGUGGGAAUUGUUGGAUAUACUUCAAAAGAAACCCCUUUUCUCUCAAAUCCAGGAAGGAAUUUGGUAUUUGAAGAUGAAAUCACUGCAUUGCAGCCUGAAGUAGAUAAGCUGAAAACUCUAAAUGUGAACAAAAUCAUUGCACUGGGACACUCUGGUUUCGAAAUGGAUAAACUCAUCGCUCAGAAAGUGAAGGGUGUGGACAUCGUGGUAGGAGGACACUCCAACACAUUCCUUUACACAGGUACUCCACCUUCCAAAGAGGUGCCUGCUGGGAAGUACCCAUUUAUAGUCACAUCUGAUGAUGGGCGGAAGGUUCCUGUGGUCCAGGCCUAUGCUUUUGGCAAAUACCUAGGCUAUUUGAAGGUUGAGUUUGAUGAAAAAGGAAAUGUCAUCGCUUCACAUGGAAACCCCAUUCUUCUCAACAGCAGCAUUCUCGAAGAUCCAAGCAUAAAAGCAGACAUUAACAAAUGGAGGAUAAAAUUAGAUAAUUAUUCUACUCAGGAAUUGGGGAAAACAGUUGUCUAUCUGGAUGGCUCCACUCAAUCCUGCCGCUUUAAGGAAUGCAACAUGGGCAACCUGAUUUGUGAUGCUAUGAUUAACAACAAUAUUAGACACUCGGAUGAAGUGUCCUGGAACCAUGUGUCCAUGUGCAUUUUAAAUGGAGGUGCCAUUCGGUCGCCCAUUGACGAACGGAACAACGGCACAAUUACCUGGGAGAACCUGGCUGCUGUACUGCCCUUUGGGGAAACCUUUGACCUGAUCCAAUUAAAAGGUUCCACGCUGAAGAAGGCCUUUGAGCACAGUGUACACCGCUAUGGCCAGUCUACCGGAGAGUUCCUGCAGGUGGGCGGAAUUCACGUGGUAUAUGAUCUUUCCCGAAAACCUGGGAACAGAGUGGUCAAAAUAGAUGUUCUUUGUACCCAGUGUCGAGUACCCAGUUACGAGCCUCUCAGAAUGGAUAAGAUAUAUAAAGUAGUCCUCCCUAGCUUCCUUGCAAAUGGUGGAGAUGGAUUCCAGAUGAUAAAAGAUGAAGCAUUAAGACAUGACUCUGGUGAUCAAGAUAUCAACGUGGUUUCUGGAUACAUCUUAAAAUUGAAAGUAAUUUAUCCAGCAGUUGAAGGUCGGAUCAAGUUUUCUGCAGGAAGUCGUUGUCAUGGAAGCUUCUCUCUAAUAUUUCUUUUAUUUUUGGCAGUGAUCAUUGUUUUAUACCAAUAGCCAAAAAUUCUUGCCAUUAAUGUUUGGAACUGCAUUUUUUUUUUUUUCCAAGUGAGAUUCAAGUCUGCCUUUUAGGAACUGGCUUGGUGAUGGCACAGACCAUCUUUGUAAGCCCUUAGAAACUGAGCUUAGAGGACUAUAAAUGAAGACAUUGACAUCACACAGGAUCAGCAAAUUAGUGAAAACACAGGAAAAAAAUGAAAAUGAGCCCUUUGAUGGGAAGGCCAACCAUCUUUAGUUUACAUAUGCAAAUUUUAAUAAAAUUUUAUUAACAAUUUUAAACCACAGAAAUCAUUUUUCUCCUUUAUGUUCAUUUUAAUCCAUCAAACACCUAUGUUUACAUAGAACUUUAUCAUUUACAAGGAAGUUUUAAGCACAUUAUCUUACUUGAUGCCUAUAACUUUCUUUGGUGGGCAAGACAAGUGUUUUUCCCAUGUGACAGAUGGGAAACUGAAGCUCAGAAGAAGCAGACACGUUCAAGGCCAUAGAGCUGAAAGUGAUCGGUCUAAGACUUGCAACCAGGUUUUCUGACCUCAAGUCCAGCACUUUCAACUACGUCCAGUUGCUUUUCGGAAUGAUACUUAAUGGCUUCCUCUCUUCAUAACGAUGGCAUCAAGCUCCUGAAUGACAAGUAUCUGCUUUAUUUCAGGUCUCUAUUUUUUUCCUUUUUAGAUCCUGUUGUUAUAGUAAGUUUAAUGGACUAACACAGUGUAGCAUUCUCUCUUGUACCACCCAUGCACCUUUAAUGAGUCAGGGAAUAAAGUAAACAGUGCAGCAGAUGAUGGGAAAGGCAAGAGGCUGCAAAAAAUAGUCCAGGGUCCAAGAGAAAGGUAAGGGAAGAACAGGACACUCAGGACGUAUUUACAUUAUAGAAGAAAAAGAGCUAAAGGGCAUUUAGAUUUGUUAAAGAGAGAUCCACUUAAGGAGUAGCAGCAUAGUACCUGACACAUGGUAUUAGCUGUUAAUAAUUUUAUGGGAUUCCAUCAGUUUUGCCUCUGUGCUCUUUCCUUCUCAUGUCAAGGUAUCAUAAGAGAACCUUCUAAGACAAGGUGUAAUUCUAAACCUGCACCUGUCCCUCCGUAGCAAGAUGCCAGGAAUGCACUUACUGUAGUCACACUACAUACAUACACACCCUCCCACCCCCUACCCCCCACCCCAGGUAUGGAAAAUCCAGAAGGGAGACAAGAGACAAGGAUUAGUUUUUUUUUUAAAGUAGUAUACAUAAGAAAUUUGAAGUAAGAUCUGCUUGCAAAUCUGGACACUCUAAGUCAUUCUCAAAUAUAGAUAUGAGAACUCCUGCCUAGGAGUAAGCCCCUCUGAGUGCAAGUUCAAAAAACACCCAGACCGAUGAAAUGAUUUAUGCCCAAAAGUACAAAUACUUGCUUAAGGUGCUUGUGAGACCAUGCGAGCCUGCUCAGCAUUGCAUAAAUGAUUCAGUGAGAAAUGGGAGCCUUCACCUUCAAAAAUGAUGAGCAAAUGGCAGUAGAGGUUUGUAGAGACAGUGUUUGUUUCUUAAUGUUUAAAAAUAUUAAGUACAUUUGAUACAAAAAUGCACUUGUAAACUCUGUAACAUCUUUUAAAAGGCUAUUGCAGUAAAAUAAUGCUCUCAGUUUUAUGCAUAUACAGAUUAGCUAUAAAUAAAUGUCAGUAAGAUGGUAAGAGGAAAAUUAGAGAAACUUGCAUUUGGAGCCUAUUUUUUAUGCUUGGCCAGGAAAAAAGAAUAAAUCCUAUUGGAGCACAAAUUUUUAAAGAACAUUUUUUUGUAAGUUUUCUAAAUAUAUGUACUUGUAUUUUGCAGUGGUUUAAGAAAUGACCUCAGACACUUUGCAAUUACAGAUUCAAUCGUGCAAUUCAAUUGUACAAUAAAACUAAAGAUAUA